AUGAUUGAAUAUGCCCAGAAGCUGACACUCAGAUCACGUCUACCUCCUCGACAGCUGCCGAUUCUAGCUGUCUACGCGUCAAGCAUCGUAUAUGCCGCUGAGAAGGGAUGGAUACCUACAGCUGCGGUCGGGAAGGCUGGGGCGUCCAUCGUGGGGGUUCUCAGUAUGGUGACCGGUCUUCUCUUGUCUCAUCGCUUCUCCUCGGCCGUAGCCAAGUGGGAAGAGGGCAAGAAGAUCUGGAUAGCGGUUCGAACCAACAUAAGGGAUGCUGUCCGCUUGUGCAAGCCCUCACGGAAGUCUGGAGAUGGCCGGGAUGUCGUCUCUGAGCGGGUAGACGAGCUAGCGGGUCUUUUUGUCGGCUUUGCAUUCGCCUUACAACAUCAUCUACACAAUACCCGUCCUCUACCUCAACCGCCCCUCCCCGAUCUUCUUCCUCUCGGCUACCUCGCUUCUCUCAAGCGCACCGAAGCUCGGGUACGAUUCGCAGAAGAACACCUCUCACCCGUCGCUAGUCCUGAACGCACCUCUGACAUCCCUCUCCCCUCUUCACCCCCUGAUAGCCUCCGCCCCGGUCUCCGCCGCCGCUCUACCGGUCCACCUACGUCCGAAGAGCGCUCCUCAGCCUCAGGGGAUGAGUGGGAGUUAUCGAAUCUCCGGGAUAAGGCAGAAGAGGCGGUUUCGCAAUUAGCAGAUGCGGUAGCGGGUCUGGGCGGCACCGAGGAUGAUGAGCUCAGAAGACAGCUCGAUGAGUUGAAUCAGUUCACGACUGGGGAAGGGGAGGAAGAUAGCGGGAAGAGUGGGAGGAUAGGAGCCGUGGAAGGGCAGAGUGGCAAUGGAGGUGCAUCAGGUGGAGGGAAGACGAAGAGUAAUCUGGCGAAUCCGACACCGCCAAAUCUCCCGCUGGCGAUUCUGAAGAUGCUGGAGGCGUACGUCGUGGGACUGGCGGAUGUACCCAGUCUCCGAGGAGGAUGGAGCGAGCCGAAGCGAGAUAGAGCGCUGGCGGUUGUCAAGUCGCUUUCGGAGCAUCUGGGCGAAGCGGAGCGUUUGGCCUCUACCGCCGCCCCCCUCCCAUUGACCCUGCACUCCUACCACCUCCUCACCAUCUACCUCGCCGCCAUCCCCCCUUCCCUCCUCUGCGCAAUAUCCGGCCCAGCUCUGGUUAUUGUCACCCUCAUAGCCGGCUGGUGUCUCCUCGGCCUCGAAGCGCUUGUAGGGGAAGUAGGCGGCGUGUUUGGGGGUCACGAGCCCCAUCACCCCUUACCCACGUUCACGACGAAGAUCCUCGUGGAGAGUCUCGAUAUGUGCCCGGGGCUGGCAGGGGCGUACAGAGCCAGAGUGGCGGGUAGGAUGGGAGAGGAAGACGCGGAGGUAUUGGCGCUGGACAGGAGACGGAAGGGGAGGGAGGAGUGGGUGCCGAGUUUUGCUUGA
Molecule: messenger RNA, 1428 nt
Organism: Dioszegia hungarica
Lineage: Eukaryota; Fungi; Basidiomycota; Tremellomycetes; Tremellales; Bulleribasidiaceae
Exons: 5
Coding region: 1-1428 (475 amino acids)
Molecular function (GO): chloride channel activity
Source: RefSeq, a predicted model, not a curated record